This is a messenger RNA of Mya arenaria, 16208 nucleotides long. RefSeq lists its product as uncharacterized. Gene Ontology annotation, molecular function: 1-phosphatidylinositol-3-kinase regulator activity. Gene Ontology annotation, cellular component: phosphatidylinositol 3-kinase complex. Gene Ontology annotation, biological process: phosphatidylinositol phosphate biosynthetic process; intracellular signal transduction. Lineage: Eukaryota; Metazoa; Mollusca; Bivalvia; Myida; Myidae. The transcript has 10 exons. The coding region runs from base 116 to 5254 and encodes 1712 amino acids. The record is from RefSeq and is a predicted model, not a curated record.
CUAAGCGCGUGACUUAAAUUUACUUCCGGUUUAUAAUGAGAAAGUAAUCAAAAUGUCAAUUUUGUUUUCUUCACUCCUCUCACUGAUGUGAAAUUGAUAAGUUAAAAGGACAACGAUGGCGUCAAAGAAUGUGAAAUCUUCUACUUUGCCUCCAGGUUUAAAGUAUUCAACCCAACAACAAGAAGAAAAUGAGGGAUUUUUAAGCAAAUUACGCAAGAAAUUUAAGUUGAAGAAAGCGAAAUACCAUGUGGACGUUAGCACGGGAGAAUGUGACAAUAUAUCACCUCUCUCAUUUAAGAAACGUCAGAGUGUUGAAGUACAACAGGAUGAAACACCUUGGACGUUGCGAGAUCCUAGUGAUAUUGAAAAUGGCCAACUGAUGGAAUCAAAAUCUGAAUCCCCAGGUCAGGUCAAAAGGUCUUUUAGAACACAAUCAGAUAGACAUAUAGCUGGAAAGUUGUCUUCCAAACUUAAACAUGAAAGAAAGAAUUCGUAUCCGGAACGGGAACUAUCUGCAUUAAAAAAUGCGCAGAUGUUCGAAAUAGCACCCGAUACAUUGGAAGUAUCGGCCAAACCAAAGACUAGAGUCGGGAAUGAGUACAGUAGAUUGGAUUAUGAGACGAGAGAUCUUGCUGCAGAUAUAAGACAAGAAAGACUAAAGACAGAAAGUGCUAUUGUGAAUGAACAUUUGGCAGAAGAUGACAGUGCUAUAGACCUGGACAGUAUGGAGGCUGACAGACAAGUAGUUGUACCACCUGAUCUAGACUUUAUUGAUCCAGGUUAUGAAAAAUUGCCAGUGAGAAGAAAACAACCUGAUAUAAAGGCGGAAGUUGUCGAUUGUCAGAAAAGUCCAGAUUGGGACCCGCGAUAUGAGUCAAUGCAAGAUGUGAAACAGAAGAUAAAGGAAAGGUUUGCUGAUGCAUCUGUGGAUAAGACUAAAGAUGAUAUUGAAUCAGCAUUUGAUCCAAACUAUGAAUCAGUCGCUGAGGCUAAAGCUAAGCUUGGUGAUAAAGUUAGUAAGAGUGAUAAUGAAAAUGAAAUGGAGAUUUUGGAAGAUCCCGGAUAUCAGACUGUAAAGGAUGUUAAAAGGGAAAGAGAAAAGAGAGAGUGCGAUAUGAAACCACCAAAAACAUACAACCUAAAUCAGUCAAUUGAAUCUUUAGAUGAACCAGGCUAUGAAUCACUUAAUGAUGUGAAAAGGAAAAUGCGUGAAAUUGCAGACAAACCAAUGGUUAAAGAAGAAGAUAUGAAUGACUCUGCAUUAGAAAUGUCCAUUAUGGCACCAAAUCAAAAGCCUUCUGAUGAUCAAGAAAACGACCCUGAUGAAGUGAAAACUAAUAAGUUGAGCCAUAGUGGCAACUUAAAGUCGCCAGAAAGUGAUUCGGGUAUACGGGGUUUGACAGAAGCAGCUGUUACUCUGACUGGUUUUGCAACUGCCUUGUCUGGCUCAUGUUCAGACCUGACUCAGAGUGGGCCUCACAAGUCAACGACGGAGAGCAAAGACAGUGGGUUUGCAAGCAAGGAACGAAGUGUCGAUUCUGAGCAUGAAGACAACCUGUACAGCUCCAUCAAGAAAAAGACUAAAGCAUAUGAGGAGGACCCCCAAUACAGCUCUGUGAGAAAGGACCGGACAGCUUCAGACCAAUCUCUUGAACCUGAGAAGACAGAGCAGCUUGUGCCCGUUCCGGUCGAGGCAUAUGACAGUGAUACAGAACUCAGCUUGGAACCAGGAUAUGCCGAGUGUGCUGACGCCAUCAAAGGUUGCAUCCCAUAUUCCAUCUACUCUGACGGCAGUGGUUCCAAAGUCUCGAGCUGUAUGAGUCUUGACUUGUCCGCUGAGGACUUUAUUCAGGAGCCGGGUUAUGCAGAGUGUGCCGAUGCCAUUAAACAUGGCGCGAUCAAGAAAAUAUCUGUCUCCCAUGAAAGGCUGGUGGAAUGUAGAUCGGACGAAAGACUCAAUGUAGAACCCGAGAUAUAUGCUAAUCCCCAGAUUCUGUUUAGAAAGAGGUCGAAAAUGCUUGAAGAUAGUGUUGAAGAAAGUCUUGGAGGAACUGAAGAUGAUAUGGAUAUAAAUGUUGCAGAGAAAAGGAAAAGUAUUGAUGGGUAUGGUAAGAAAGAUAAAAAUAGAAAAUCUGGAAGAAAAACAGUUGAGGUGAAAGAGGAGCUCCCUGUGGCACCCCCAUUGCCAGCUAGAAAUUAUAGCUUGUAUUUGGAAAGUGAAGAAGCGGAAAAGACUGUUAAUGAGGUUUUAGAAGAACUUAAACUUGAAGGAGAUGAAAACGAUGCUUUUGAAAAUGUUAAAAAUACUUUUGCAGAAUCUUGUGGAGUUGGAGCUGAACCAAGUAAAAUGCCAAAAAAUAGUGAUGUGGACUUAAAAAAAGAACCAUGCAGAAAUGUUGCUGAAUUGGAUAGAGAAUGUCUCGGUUCGAAUUGUGAAGUUGAGAAAAAGGGAAAGACAUCAAGUAAAGAAACUCUUACUGAGCAGUGUGAUGUUGAAAAAAAUAAUGAGCAACAUUGUGAAGCAGGCAGUAAAAAAUGUGGUGUAAAAAGUUCUUCUCAUUGUUCGGGAGGUGAAGGCUGUGGCAGUGGUAAUGAUGAUGAUGCUGAUGAUGCUGAUUGUUUGAAAGUGAAAGUCACAGACAGUUGCGGAAAAGAAUUCAUGCUAAAGGUUGUUGAAAAAGAGGAAUCUAUGAAAAUUAGAGUCAAACGAAAACAAAGUAGAGGAAAGAGUAUUACAAGUGAUGAGAAAGGCACUCGUCCAGGUCUAGAAGGGGGUGGUCCAAAUCUAACCAUGGGUGGUCCAGAUCUAGAAAGGUCUGGUCAAAGAACUGGUUUUGGUUUAGAAGAGUCUCAUCCAAAUACAGUAGGAACUGGUCCAAACCUAGAUAAAACAUGUGAUCUUGAUAACACUAAAGAAGAAAAUGAUCUUAAUGCAAAGAAUAUCUCAUUGGUUAAAGAUGAUCUUCAUGUUUGCAAAGCUUUAAAUUCUGAAUUGAAGGACCAAAAUGAGUCUUCAGACCAUUCUAGGGAAGUGAUAACAUGUGAUAACAGUGAAAGUACUUUAACUGAAUGUUUUGACACCAAAAGAUGUGACUCUGGCAAGCAAUAUAAUUGCGAUGUCUCUUUAACCAAUGUUGAUGGUUGUUUAAUUACUUCUGCUUACAAUUGUUCUCAAAGCUCUCACAUAUCAACCAAAGAUCAAAGUGCUUACCAAUGUACUGACACAAAUGAUGAUGUUUUAUGUAGUGGUGAUUCCUUUCACAGCAAAAAUAUUACACAUUCUCUUAAUUCAGACACAACUUUUCAAGAGGUACAUGUAUCUGAUGGUAUUGAUCAUGAAUCUGAUAAUACAUAUCAAAAAGACGUUUCAGCAUUAGUAGUUGGUGUUAAAGCGGACAGAGCUCCAUCAGUAAAUGUUAUUAAAAUGAAAUCUGUGUCUUCAAUGGAUUCAGAUUUUGAUAUGUUAGAUAAUGAAGAUUUGCCAAAGUUGGAAAUUAGCGAGAGUGAUCUGGACAGUCCAUUUGAAGCAAGCGAUGCUUCCAAUAACCCUGACACUCAAUUUGAUAUUGCAAAUGAAAGUGCAACUAUUGUUAAGAUGACUAAUGAUCUGACAAAGGACUUAAGUGGGAAGUCUGAACCUAUGAGGGAAGAAAGUGAAGUGCUAAAUAAUGAUCAGAAUAAAGGCAUAGGUGAACAUAGAGGUAUGACUGGUCAUGAAGAGGACAGAGUUGAAUCAACAGCAGGAACUGUUAAAUUUGCUCUAGACUUAAGUAUCAGUGAAAAAACUGUAGAUGGUUGUCAGGAAGCAGAAACUAUGGUUGUGAAUAUAGAGAAAAUUGAUGAACUUUGUGCGUUUAAAAUUGUUGAUCCGGAAUGUGAGUUGAGCGAUGACAGUGCAAUAGAAGAUAAUGUUGACCAAGAGAGAGACACUAGUACACAUAUAGCAACAAAUGUUGUAAAAGAGCCAGGUGACAUUUCUGUUGAUGGAAUUUGUACAACUGAAACAUCACUGUGUGAAACUGAUGGCUCAAUGGAAAACACUGAAACAGUCUCACGAAAUAUAGUUCUCUCGCCAAACCAACCUCUUCAGGCCUAUGAUCCAAGGUUGUAUGUAGAUUGUGAACCAACUCAUAUGUCAUUAUUUGAAGUAUUGGGACAUAGCCAACCUCAUGUUGCGAAUGUGUCACAUUCUGGCGAACCCCCACCCCCUCGACCGCCUCCUCCUAGUUUGACCAAUCAAAUGGAGACAUCUCCAUUAAAUGAUCCUGCUCAUACUUCUAAUGUAUUUUUGUAUGAUGAAAGUGUUCAUGGACUACCUGUUUUUUCACCAGAUCCUAGUCAACAUGCAAAUGUAUUUAACUGCUUUUCUGACACUGAAGAUGGUUCACGUAAUACACACUCCUUAAAUAACUCAGACAAUUCACACAUUCCUAGAGAUUUCUUAAUGGGCUCACAUUGCACCAAUGAGGAUGGCUCUAUAAAUAGCCAUGCUCCGCCUCCAAGACCACCUCCUAUUGCUAUUGGUCAAUCUGAGAGCAGCAGAGAUUCAAACAGCAGUCAGUCAAGUUCAAGAAGUGCUGGGACACCUCAGGAUGAGACAUUGCCAGGGUUCAGGUUUCUGAGCGGAAGUGGUCCGUCAGACGAGGAAGGGGGCAACCCCCCUGCCAUACCCCCCAGAGCAAGUACACGACAUGGAAAUAAGACAACCAAGAGACCAGCCUCCUACUCCCAAGACUUCAUGAAGAGUAUGCGGCAACUGAAGGAUUGUGGCUGGUACUGGGGCCCUCUUAGUUGGGGGGAAGCGGAGAUGAAACUGGCCAACAAACCGGAAGGAACGUUUCUCGUGCGGGACAGUUCCGAUGAGCGAUACAUCCUCAGUCUCUCCUUCAAGAACCAGGGGCGUGUGCAUCAUACUCGGAUUGAACAUCAUAAAGGACAUUUUAGUUUCUGGUCUCAGCCUGAUUCCCACGGUAAAUCGACCAUCAAGGAUUUUAUCGACCAGUGUGUGGAGAACUCCAGAAAUAAUCGGUUCCUGUACUUCAUUCGUCCAAGCGGUCCUGGGAGUCCCCCGCUUCCAAUUCACCUGCUCCAUCCUGUCUCAAGGUUUGUUCAGAUGAGAUCCCUACAGCACAUGUGCCGAUUCCGUAUUUUACAGCUUGUGCGACGAGACCAUAUCGACCAUCUUCCCAUCCCAACCCGAAUUAAACAGUACCUUAAAGAAACACAGUAUUACGUAGAAUACUUAGACGAUUAACUGACUUUGCAAAACUAACUGACCUAUCAAGCCAAGUUUGGUAAAAUUUGAGUGGACCGGGUUUAUUUUUUGGCCAAAUGUAAUUUAAUUAAUCAUUCGCAAGACAAAAGAUGAAGCAAUAAUAAGGUUGGUCUUAUAAAAGCUGGAAAUCUUUUGUCGAGAUUUUCAGCAAAAGGAAGAUCUUUGAAUCACUGUAAUAUAAAGAAAACUUAGCCGAUAUUUAAGCUUAGUUUCUUGCUCACAAAACAUGUUCUGAUUAAAAUAUCUUUAUUACAAAAUUACUUAAUUUAUUAUGUAGAAAUUCUUAAAAUGAUUAGCGGGUAUUAAGGUAUUGUAAAAAAAUUCAAACUUUUCAGGGUUUUUUUACAAAUAGGUUAACUUACUAACUAACUAAUGUUGCUAUUUUGCGUAUUAUAAUAAGUGCAUGUAUGAAGCAUGUAUGAAGCUUAAAGUUAUGUUUAAACUGAAAAUAUGGCCAUGUUAGAAUAUUAUAUUUAUUGUUAUAUAUCUCCAAAGACUUACAUAUUUAGAAAAUUUAAGUUAGAAAAUAAAUACUAUUAUAAUAUUAAUGUUUUCUCUAAUUGAUUUGUUAUUUAGCCUGUAUAUGCCUAUAAAACGCACAGGGCACUUGUCUUUUUGAAAACCCUGAAUUAAAGCUUAAAAAGAACUAUUUUUGGCCAUUUUAUAGCCUGAUAUAUUGGGUUAUGUUCCAAUUCAAAAAAGUCUUGUUUUUUCCCCUAAUGUUAAUUAGAUUUCCCCAAAAAGAGUAUUUGAGUAUAUUCAACCUUCAAAAUAAUUUAUAAUAAAAUCUAAAUUUUAUGAAAAAUAACUUGAAAAAUUUCCAUUUCCAAGGAUAUACAUGUAGGUAAUUUUUUUUAAAAACUACUGAAAAAAAACACAUGGAUCUAAGCAGACACAAAAAAAUGAAACUUCAGGCCGGCAGCCUAUGAUAUGGUUCAGAUAAGGGAAAGGCUGGCCUAUGAUAUGUUGCAAAGGAGCAUAAGGUUAGCUUUUGAUAUAGUACAGGAGAAUAUUUUGAAUAUUGGUUAUACACACUUGUGCAUUUUAUAAAUUAGUGUCUAAUUAAAGUGUUCAUACAUUUUGUUAUUUAUUGUUGAUUAUGCUGGCAUACAUAGGUGUAUUAAGACUUAAUUACUUUAUCCAUUUUGUUUGUGAGAUGAUGGAUCAGUUGUUCAGAACUUUAUUAAUGUUAGCAGCAAGGUAGUUCAGUUUAAAAGGUGAUUUUUUUAAAUAUAUUUCAAAAAAACAUUUAGAGCAUUUGGAACUCCUCAGCUAUUUUCCAUCGAAAACAACUUUGGAUGUAUGCUAGUACAUCGGUUGAAGUAUUUUAUAAAAUUUUAAAUAUUAGUAUUAAUAAACUGUAGUGUUUUUACGUGUAUUUCGUAUGUCUAAGUUUAAAGUGAUUGCCAGUGAAGUGUAUUAUUGCAUAAAUAAUUCAGAUUCCCAAGAGUAAAGGCAUAAAGUUUAACUGCUAUAUUGAAAUUACUACACUAUCUACUUACAGCAUAGUUCAAUGUAAAGAAUUCGGACAUUGUAAACCAUCCAUAUACAUCCAAGUUUGUUUUUCGAUAGAAAAUGGCCAAGAUUUCCGAAUGCACUUAGAGCUAAAACAGUUGUCACAAUCCUUGUUAAAAUAUUACAGAUCGAUCAGGAUGGCUAUGAAAGGUCCAGAUCAGUAAAUAUUUAAAAAUUAACAAUGGUGACAUUAACAGAGUUGUUAACUUAAUAAUAUUCUGACAAUCAGUCCAAUAAGUUUUCAUUGUUUGUUGAUAUCAUGUUGACUUGAACAUAUUUAGCUGCUGCAUUUAAAAAAUGUUUUAGUUUAAAUUUUUCUUGUUUUUAAUUUUCAUUAUUGGAAGUAUACCGUGACAAUAAUAUGAAAAUGAUUUUAGCUUAUUAUGACAUCAUCAUUUAUGGCUGAUAUAAUUUUAAGUAUUGUUAAUUCUCAUUAUGACACAAAAAAGUUUUUAACUACAGUGGAACCCUGUUGGCUCGAACUCCCCUCAGCGACAAUACCUCGAGCCUCGGAGACAUCGAUGAAUUUGAGCCAAGCGAUUUCGAGCCAACGGGUUCGACUGUAACUGUUUGCCAAAGAAUGUUUUAAAAGGUUGAAGUUCAUUUUUGUUAAAAAGGGGAUUUCUCAUUUCUCAAUUUUUAAUGAUUUUUCUCAACUCCUUUACCCUCAUUAUGUAAAUAUUACAUGGCUUCAAUGUGAUAAUUGGAUUAUGACUUACAUAUUAUUAUUAAUGAUACCUCCAAUUUAAUUGUUCUCAUAAAAAUUAUAAGUUUAUAUCUCAUAUAAUCAGCCGUGUUAUUUUAACAUUUUCAUAAGAAUGAUCUUCUUAGCCAAUUUGUUCUCAAAAAGAGGCACUCGCUGCUUUUGUAACAUUUUCAUAAUAAUUAUUGCAUACUUAUCUGUCGUUGUCACAAAAUGGGCUGUGCUAAUUUAAUUAUUUUUUGUAAUCAUUGUCUUAUUCUUAAUUGCUGUAACAUAUUGAUGUAACAGGCUGUGCUAUUUACAUACCAUUCAUCUUUAUGAUCUUCUUCUCAUUUGCUUUUACAUAGUUAAAGUCUGUCAUGACCGACUGUGCUAUUUUCACAUUUUCAAAAUCAGGGCCCACAUUUACGAACAGUCUCAAGUCCAAGUCUAGACUCAGGCUCAGAAAAGCAAACAAUCAUCUUUAUUCCAUUUGUUUGACAAAAAUAAAUGUAAAAAAAUGUGAAAAAUAAAUUUCGUCGAUUUUCAUCGUAAAAUGAGAAGACCUAGAAAGAAUGAUGUGCUACAGUGUAUUGGAAGAUUUUGUUUUCUGCCACUUAAGUCUGCAUUCAGACUUUAGACUGUUUGUAAUCAUGGCCCCUGGGCCAAUGUCUUGGUCUAGGGCUGGUCUUAAUUGGAUCAAGGAACGAUGUAGCUAAUCCGAUUGCUUGUUAUAAAUAACUGACCAAUAGAGUGAAUGAAGUCAAUGAUGUAUGACCAUAAGAUUGACUUGAGUUGAAUUUUGAAUACCAACCUAGGGCCAAUCAUCGUCUUUAAAAAAAAAAAAUUCUGUUUGUUGCCAAAUUCAAAAUACCCCAAAAAUUCAAAGUAAUUGAUAACUCCUCAUGAGAAAUCUAACUAUCCUGCUGGAGUUGUUUCCCUUACAGUGAAUUUUGAGUAUUUCCCUGUGUAGCGUGUGAGACUAGGAGUGAUAAUGUUGAUUGAUGACAGUAUUAGUGAAUUGGACCAAUUUUUUUUAGUAUUGCAUUGAAGCCGACUACCUAUCAAUAUUAUUUAAAGCUGCACUUUCACAGAUUUAUCGUUUUGACAAGUUUUUAGUUUUUGUCUAUAAAUGAGCCAAUUUUUGCAUGAAUGUCUGGAAGCCAGUGAUUUAAGACUGCUUACUAAAGAUUUUACUAAAGUUUAGAUUGCAGUUUUUCAUAUUUAUGUUUGAAAAAUGAUGUUAAAUGGCGAAACCGUUGAUAAGGCUUUCAAAAAAUGCAAUUUUAGGCAGUUAACCAAACAAUCGAGACUUUUUCUAUUGUGAAUUAUCUAUUUAAAUAUGACUGAAAUGAAGGCAUUGUUGCCAAAAUCCGUUGAUUCUGAGACCAAAAAAAAGAAGUGUUGAAACUUACAAUCUUUGAGAGUGCAGCUUUAAAAAAAACUUAACAUUGCUUGUUUUGAAAACAACCUCCUAUUUCCAUUUAGUCAUUAAAGUUGUUAUAUCUAGUGGGUAAUGAAGAAACUCAAGCAUGGGCACUGCCUAGUGUAGAGGCAUUAUGUGCUAAACACUAAAAAGUUAGCAUUUAUAUUAAGUCUUCUUAACAAUUAAGUCUUGGCACGCUGUGUCGUGUCUGCCACUGUUCAGGAAACCAAAAUUAAACACUGACUAUUUAACACUAGUUUAGCAUUUUUCAUACCACGAAAAGAACUCGUUGAACUGAAAUGGAUAUUAAUUUCCUUGUAAGGAAAUGUAGAGCUGUUCUUUUUUCCCUCGGAAAUGCACUUGAUGUAUGUCUACAAAUUCUUUAGGGAGGAAAUAAUUCCUUUAAGGUAUCCAAUACAUUAUAAUGUACUGAUUUUCAUGGUUAUUUUGGUAGCAGUCAAAGGCGUUGUCCUGAGGUGUCAGGAAUGGCAUCUUAGUUUAAACUUAAUUAAUUUAUCAACGAUUCUGAAAUAAGCUAUUGCAACUUAAAUAAAUCACUCUCCUUGGCACAAUGUUGCAUGAGAUUAUGGUCUUGUGUUGUGGGGUAAACCGGAGUUAACAGAGAAAACCCACUUGUCCGGCUUGGUGACCACUAACCAAACUCACAUGCUCCCAGGCUGGGAUUCGAACCCGGGUCGCCUUAGUGAGAAACGAGUGCGCUAACCAUUGCCCUAACUGGUAUAACACAUCAGGGAUGGCAUCUGAACUGUUGCUCGAGGUGGAUUGAUUUUAUCAUUAUCAUCCCUCAGACACCAAGAGACAACAGUUUUGACUGUUGAAUGGCAGUAUAAUAUAAGAAAUAUAACUCACCACUUCAAGCCAUGUGACAUUUAUAAGGACCGGAAGGCAGCCCACGAAGGUGAAUGGACCUCGGCAUUAGCCGAGCAAAUGCCUCAGUGAGGUGUAAAUUUUCUUGAAUAUAAUGUAUUUUUGGUAAUCUAUUUUACCUAUUGUUCUAGUUAUCUGCAAGCAAUUAUAUAUUUUUUUGGUAUAGGUUUAACAUGUAGGGUGGAUUGUUCAGCGUUUUGUUAAAGUUAGCCACAUUGUGAACUUCAUCGUUGUUAACUUUAAAAUUGUUUCUGCUCUGGAAGUUUCAUGGAUACACUUUGUGAUCUGCUGUGUUUCCAACAAGAUUUAAGACAGAUGUAUCACCAUUACUUGUUUUACACAUAUAUACGAGCACAUCAUAAUUAACUUCCCUUUAUAAUGUUAACAACAACACUGUUUACAAUGUUGUUAACUUUAACAAAGUUCUGAACACAACUGGCCUUAAACAUUAUUAUUCGAACCCAUUCAGAAACUGUUAACUUUAACAAAGUUUUCAGAACAAUUGGCCAUUAAAGCUAUUAUCAAUGGAGCUCUGUCAGAAAGUAUUCUUCUUUGUGCGUCAGACUCCUUAAGUUAAAGAUAUGUAAGAGCAGUUAAAAAUAACCAUAAUUAUUUAGUUCUUGGUAAUCCCUUACCAUGUUCAAUGAACUGUAUGAACCAAGAAACAUUUUAAACCAGGAACUAUAAUUCUUUUCUUUAACUUAGAUAAUUUUGUCUGGAUCUAUAAUUAUUCACAGCUCGGUGUCGUAAAAAUUCUAGCUCCCUACCGCUUCUAAGAAUGAGACUAAGGAACCUCAAUUUUACAUGAAGACAAUUUUGUCUAGACAGUUCGCUACUGUCACUUUCCUAUCCCCUUCCCAGAAUAAUAACGGGGGAAAUUGUUUAAUAACUUUGUCUGAAUUUUUUUUAUUAAAUUGAGGAAAUAAGUUACGCGGUUUAUGCUUGAUUCUGCACUAACAUUUUAACUGCUACCUGUACUUUUAAACAAUUCCUGUGACUUUUGACUAACUAUCUAAUGUGACGACUUUAACCUCAGUUUGUCAAGCAUGUUAUUGAUGGGAGCCCUGCCGUGAAUGCCCUUUUUGUAACACCCAAACAUCACCUUUUAUCCCUGCAGCGCCCUUUUUUUGUAAAAGAUUAAGUAACUUAUUUCAUUUAUCCAAUUCCUAACUUGAUCUUGAAUUUGCUAUAUAAACAAAGCCAUUAAGAUAAUUCCCAUUUAAAGUCCAAAAACUCUUAAGAAUGUAAAUAUUACACAAAAUAUACGAAAACAAAAAUAGUAAACAUAGCUUAAUCCUGUUAUAAGGAAAUUAAGAUGUUUUGAGAAAUUGGGACAAGGGGAGCAUUGACACUUGUUUGUGGUGCUCUUGUUAAAACUGUAAUAAAUGUUUUCUAAAUUUUGUAAUAAACACUCUUUUAAAAAGAGGACAGCUGCAUGUGGAGGGACUACCAAUGCCUGUCUGUUUUUUUGAGAUUAAAAAAGGGCAAUAAUCCAAUGAUUUUUUAAGCCAGAGUUAUGGGUAUUGAUGUAUAUGUGUCUAUUUUCACAGGGAAUGUCUAUACCAAGUGUCUUGUUAAAGGGGCUAGACACCAGAUAGUCAAUUAAUCGGCAAUUAGUUUUUCUCAAAAGAAGCCUAGAUCUUGAAACGCUCUACUUUUAGGAGGCAGAUAAUACAUCACUUCAUGUGGUUGAAAUAAUAAAUGCAACAAUCGGUUAAAAUCGAGCAUAAUUGUUUUCCAGUUUAAUUCAUAUCUGUUUAUGAGUACAGAUAAAUAUACCAACGCUUUUUUUUAACUUACUUGGAUUUACGUUGUAGACAACCCUAGUAAAUUACGAAUUGGAAAAAUGCGCAACAGUUGCAUGUAUGGUAAGCAUUGUGAUACAUCAGUAAGUAAGUCAAUGCGUUGUAUUCAACUUUGUCAAUUUUUUAGGUUUUAAGUUUUUUGUAUCAUCUGGUGUCUAGUCCCUUUAAUGGAAACUACAGACUGAAUAUGAAAUAAAUAAUUGCUCCAUCAUAGGUUAAGUAGACUAGACAGUUAGAUAAGGCGAUGGCAUGAAGUUAGAACAUGUACGUUGAAUUGCUAUGCAUUUUCAAUAGCAUUACCAACGUUUUGAGUAAAAAAAAGAGCAUCUUCUGGCACGUUUUUAAUUUUUAAUAGUUAGCUUUCAAUUCUGGUUUUCUAUAUGCUUAGCUUUGCAGGGUUGGCAGGCUGGAUGCAGCCCUGCGCGAGUUUUUGUUUAGUAGGAUAAAAUAAACUGUGAGUGUUCAGCUCAUAAUGCCUAUCAAAUGCCUCUAUACUAGCCACUGUGCAUGCGCAAGCUUCUGAAUUACUAACACAAUGAAACCAAUUAAUGACUAAAUGGAAAUGUGGCUGGAGCAAAAGUCCGCUCGGUGUAGGGCUCGAAUCCACGACCGCCAGAACAAUAGCAUGGCGCUCUAACCAACUGAGCUACCCGGGUGUCUCAUUCUUAGCCACACACACUACACUUCUCCACCCAUGACCUUUUAAGUGGCUCGAGGCACUCCUGCUGUUUACCGAUGCCACCAUUAAAGUAAACCUGUGAGUUAAAUAAAGCCUGAAUACUUUUUAACAAUAGAGCCAAUUUGAACCGUUGUAGAUGUUCUAUCAAAUUUACAAGCAUAUUGUUCACAUUUCUGACCCUAUAAAAUAUUAACGAGUCCCUGGAAUAAACAUCUCAUUGCUGUUAAACAACAUUUGAUCUACUUAAUGGAAAAUGCGUUAAGCUCUGAAGCGAAAUUUCUUGAAAUUUUCAUAGUCAAAUUAUAAAAAAUGUUUAAGCGGUUUUAAUAUUAAAGUAUUUUUUUCAUAUGACUUAAGAGAUACCAAUAUUAUGAAAGUGACUUAAGUUAGGAAAUGACUUAAGAAGUGUUUUGAAUACCACCCUAGGAUUAGAUCUAAGAGCCCUUGAGAACUAACAGCUUAAGCCACAUGUAUGAUGAUCCCCCAUCCAUCCUUACUCAUUUUCUAUUUGUGAUGAAAAAAUGAUUUUUCAAGGCUUCUGGAAUGCUGAGAUGCAAGGGAGCAUUGACACUUCUGUAGCUAUUGAUGGUGUCAAUGAACUGUUCUCAUCCUCAUGCAGAUAAUAUCGAAUGAAAACUUACAUGAUGCCCUACAAGUUUUCACUGUCAAACGCACAUGCCAGCUGUGGAGCGAUUUAUGACGAUCUAUGAAAAAUAAACAUUGUUCAGGGCGAACUCCUAAGGCUUUCUGAGCAAAAUCCGCUGGGAAGGCAUUCAGAAUUGUUGCAUGACGUAUGUUUGCCUCUCCUGAAGGAUUUCUCUUUGCCAGACUGUAUUAUGUAAUCUAGUAAUCUAGCUAUAUAAUUAUGUACUGAAUUGCUUGCCUACAUAAAAAUGUCGUGCAUUGUGUAAUUUCUUAUGCGCAUGUUUUGAAGUUUCCUUGCAUGAUUUGUUAUCAAGAACGUCACCUAUAUUUCUGUUACCUCUGUGCAGAACUCGGUGUUAACAUCACCUUGGAGUGGUUUCGUAACUAUUCAAAUUACUUGUCUUUAAAUAGAACACUGAUCAUCAUUAGUUGAAAAUGUAGAUCAUUUUGCACAGUGAUUUUCUAUUAAAACUUCUCUAUUAUGAACAGGCGAUGCAAUCCUUAAUAAUCUAUUCAUGUUACAGAAGUGUUAAGUUUCUGUGUCACAUGCUUGGUUAAAGGCCCAUACACUGAUUUUUAUAUGUUUGAUUAAAGGCCUAUAUACUGAUUUUUGUAUGCUUGAUUAAAGGCCCAUUAACUGAGCCAAUGAGGUUGUAUUCGAAGUCGAUUACGCUAUGCUCACUCUGCCUAUUCUUAAUCAUUAAGAUUUUAAUUCAUGUCAGUUAUUCUAACUAUUACAUAACUUUUCUAAAACCCCUCAAAAAAUGAUAUACAAAGGUUAACACAUGGACCUUUUUUUAUAAAUACAAUGAUAAAAAUCUUGCAUUAUGAUUCAAACCCAGGUAACUCAGGGCUUGCUGUCUAUGGCCAUAUCCAUUACACCAGUUAAGGUGGGUUUUUUUGUAAGAUAUAAACCCAAUUUUAAGUUACAGGCAAACCCUGUUGGCUUGAAUUACCAGGGACCAGCAAAAAUACCUCAAGCCUCGGAAGAUUUUAGCCAAGCGAGAAUGCAUUUAUUUGGUAGAAAAAAAUCGGUCCUUUACAUCCAAUUCCAGCCAAUGAGGAAUUCGAGCCAAGCGAGUUUGAGCCAUUGGGUUGUUCAAAAGUAUAUCAUCAUUGAAACAAAAGUUGUCAGCAUUUGAAUUUUUAUUGUUUUAAUGUUUUGAAAACUCUGCUAGAUUCUUAGACGAUGCUUGAAAAACAAAAUUAUCACUUUGGUCGGCUUAUUUUGCUUCAUGUAUAAAGUUAUGAAAAGCUUUCAGGAGACUUAAUUCAAGCUAAAUGGUAUUCAAUAUUUAACUAAAGUAAAUCUUAUAGUCGUGCAUCAUUGACUUUAUUCACUCUAUUGGUCAGUUAUUAUUUACAAGUAAUCUGAUUAGCUACAUCGUUCUUAGUUCCAAUUAAUACUUUUAUUGAAUACAAGCCCAGGUGUUUAUUAUACCCCCCAAAACAAAGUUUGGGGGGGGGGUAUACUGGAAUCGGGUUGUCCGUCUGUCCGUCUGUCUGUCUGUCCGUCUGUCCGUCCGUUUUUUUUUGUCCGGGAUUCAUCUUUGUCGUUAUUGAACAAAUCUUUUUCAAACUUUCAGAUAUUAAUGGCCAUGAUGUAAACUUGCGCCUCUGUGAAAUUGGUACGGGUCACAUGACCCUGACCAGAGUUAUCUCCCCUUGAUGUGUUAAAGUAGGCAAAAUAAGCCCUGUCCGGGAUUCAUCUUUGUUAUUAUUCAACAAAUCUUUAUCAAACUUUCAGAAAUUAAUGGCCAUGUUGUAAACUUUCGCCUCUGUGAAUUUGGUACAGGUCACAUGACCCUGACUGGAGUUAUCUCCCCUUGUAGGCAAAAUUAGCUUUGUCCGGCCUAACUCCAGGGCAAACAACCUAGACAUGGAGGGGUGGGGGGUAUUCGUUAGCCUAUGGCUUACAGUUCUAGUUUCAAUUUUUUUAAGUAUAAUCAAAUUAACUAUCCAAAGCUUAGAAUGCCCCUUUAAUUAGUUACAGAUUUUCAGGGACUUAAAAGAGAACAUCAAAUGACUAUUGUCAAUUAAAAGGUCACUUUUUGGUGCAUUUUUUCAUAGGUCUACAAAAACCAUCCUAUAUGCCAGCUUUAAAAAACGCCUUCGAGGGAAAAACGGGGCUGGCUUCAGGAUUUCAUGUUAGCGGUGUAAUCUUAAAUAUUUAAUCUACGUCAUCUCAUGAUGUGUAUAUUGCACGGUUUAAAAUGUCCGCAUGAGGAAAGUGAUUUGUACGAGUAUCUGCAGCGCAAGCUUACAACGACAAGUUUAAAAUCAUUUUAAUGACUUUAACUAUAAAGGUGCAACUUUACAUGUACAUAAAACGUGACAUUAGCUUCACGUUCAAUUACACACAAAUGUCGAUAUUCGCAACCCGUCUCUAUUAUUAUACUGUUGUGAAACAGGCUUUUUGUGUUAUAUAAGGUAUAAUUUCAUAAUUGUGGCUCAAAAUGGUUUGGGUUUUUUUGUAUUUGUAUUUGAAAUGCUUUUUGUUUCCGUUGACAAUUUCGAUUUGUUUCAUAUCAUUAAAUAUAGUUAAGUUCGAUCAUUUUCGAUGGGACGCACCAGGUGUCACACGCCUUGUAUUAUGCAAUUAACAUUGAAACCAUGGAUGCCAGUAAAUAUAACUUGUAUCCCAAUGCAUGUAUAUUAUUAUUCUUAUGUAAAGAAAAGAUUCAUUGCACAUAAGCAAAUACUAGUAACAAUCUCUUUGACACUCGAUAACACUUGAUAUUCAUUUGUACACUGUACAAUUGGUCUAAUUUACAAAAUGAGGCUCUCUAGUUCUUAUCUGCUCUCCCUAGUUAAAAUGAACCUUUGUAUGGCCAGUCAUAAACUUAGCUCAAUCAUUCUGCUUGCAGCUUGGCCAUGCCAUUUGUAAUUAAAAUUGCAGGUAUACAAUUUCCAACAAAGAGUGUAUAAGGACUUAGUUGACUUACUUCUGUUUGACUUACCAGUACUUUGGUUGCACUAAGGCUGCAAAGGAAUUUUUUUGGUGAUUGUGCAACUUGCUUUGACUUAAAAUGAUCUACUUUAUUUGCUGGCUAUUUUAAACCUGCACAAGUAUUGUUAUUCAAGGGUAUCUCAAUAAAACUUUGACUUAGUAUAUUCUAACACUAGCCCAGAUUUCCACUCAAAAGAACACUCAAGCCCAUCUUUAUUUAUAUAGAAUUUGCAGAACAUAAGGAACUUUCUUCUACUUCUGUAAGCAUAGCAAACAGAAGAAAAGUAGUAUCUUACAAAACUAUAGUGGCACCCACUUGGAUCAUUUUUGGAUACGUCCCUCC